AUGAAUUUCUUCAAGUGGACAGCACCCUCUCCGCCCGAGCCGGUGACAGUGCUGGAACCACUUCAUCCCUUCUAUCCUGUCGGUGUCGAGAUAGCAAACUUUGUUGCCAAUGACAAGACAGUCGCCCAACUGCUCGCUGUCUUUGCUGCCGGGUGUGCCGUGAUAUUGGGUACGACAUGGCUAUUCAGCGGAAGAUUGGCACCCCAUUUGAAGACCAUGGACAGAGUCAUAGUAUUGUGGUUUUGUUUGACUGGUUCGAUACAUCUCUUCUUCGAAGGGUACUUUGCCUACAAUCACACUCGAAUGGGGGGAGCACAAGAUAUUUUUGGUCAGCUUUGGAAGGAAUACGCGUUGUCCGAUUCGAGAUACCUCACAUCUGACCCCUUUGUCCUAUGUAUGGAGAGUAUCACCGCUAUCUUUUGGGGUCCUCUUUCCUUCCUGAUGAUAUAUCUCAUCAUUACUUCUCAUCCUCUGCGCUAUCCUGUGCAAGCCAUCGUCUCUCUAGGCCAGGUCUACGGCGACGUACUCUAUUACGCUACAAGCCUAUUCGACCACUACUACAAGAAUUUGACAUAUUAUCGACCAGAGGCGUACUACUUUUGGUUCUACUUCGUUUUCAUGAACUUCAUCUGGAUUGUGAUACCGGGCAGCCUGCUAGCAGACAGUGUCAUCACCACAGCACGAGCAUUCAAAGCGUUGAAUCGAAUGUCCAAGACUUUACAAGGCAAUGGAGUUGCAAAGAAGCCAAAGCAAAAUGGCCACGUCAAGCGUGCAUGA
Molecule: messenger RNA, 777 nt
Organism: Exophiala spinifera
Lineage: Eukaryota; Fungi; Ascomycota; Eurotiomycetes; Chaetothyriales; Herpotrichiellaceae
Exons: 4
Coding region: 1-777 (258 amino acids)
Biological process (GO): sterol biosynthetic process
Cellular component (GO): endoplasmic reticulum; membrane
Molecular function (GO): cholestenol delta-isomerase activity; C-8 sterol isomerase activity; steroid Delta-isomerase activity
Source: RefSeq, a predicted model, not a curated record